Messenger RNA from Acanthopagrus latus (yellowfin seabream), 5301 nucleotides. RefSeq names its product multiple C2 domains, transmembrane 1b (gene mctp1b). The transcript is spliced from 22 exons. Gene Ontology annotation, biological process: regulation of neurotransmitter secretion. Lineage: Eukaryota; Metazoa; Chordata; Actinopteri; Spariformes; Sparidae. Bases 1092 to 3812 code for a protein of 906 amino acids. The record is from RefSeq and is a predicted model, not a curated record. Gene Ontology annotation, cellular component: synaptic vesicle membrane. Gene Ontology annotation, molecular function: calcium ion binding.
UCAGAUGGAAGUGUUUAGCCCCCAGGAAGAGACACAGUUGGAAGCCAGAUUUAAUGGUGGCCAUGAUGUAUUACCAAUUUCCAUAAGCAAACAUGGUGAAAUGAGCGUCUGUAUAAUGGUGGAUACUUUUAUUCGAGCAUCACAACCCCCUCGAAAUUACUCAUUUCAUGGUCAUAAUUUGUCCCAUUCAGAUUAAUAAAAUUGGGAAAGUCUGAAAGGGUUAUUUUAUGUUUCUAUGAUUCAAGUUAGCCAGGCGCUAAACCAGAAGUUUGCUCAGUCAGCUUUUCAUUGGAGUGAACAGGGCACUGCUCAACACUGUAUCCAGGUUUUAAUGUCACAUUCUUAGGCUUUAUUUUCAGCAUCACAACCCCAGCAAAAUGACUCAUUUCAUGGUCAUAAUUAGAACCAUUUAGUCUAAAAAAAUUGGUAAAGUCUAGAAGAGCAACAAGACUGAAUAAUUGUAUCUCUGUUCAAGUUAGCUGGGCGCUAAACCAGAACAUCCUUCAGCUAAAAAAUUAUACAUAGCUGUGCGUUUGAGCUAUGCUAACAUCCGCUUGCUAACACGCUUAGCCAUGACAAUGCUAACAUACCAACUGACGUUUUUUUAAGUUCGCUAUAUUCAUUAUUAUCUUAUUUACAAAGUAGCUCUCACAAAGUCGCACACAGAUGCUGAUGUCAUAGUUAUUAAAGUUACUAAAACAUUUAUUGGCACAUUAUUGUCUGUGUAACCGUCCUCACUGUCCAUUAGACCUGAAGUGGAUGACAACGGCUAAUUUCAAAAUUUGCCGCCAUUUUGGUUAAACUGAGGUUAAAGGGGUAGCCUGAGCAGAGUCCCGCAGCGGGGCUCAUUAAACGUUGAGGCGGUUCCUGCUGUGGUUGGUCACCGCCUGCUGUUGAGAAUAUCUCCGUGAAGGAAAGGGGGCCGGGCUGGACGACCCCGACAAGCCAGCGGUGGAGACGUGAGACAUGUUGAGUGUUUGUGUUCGUGUGUUUGCGUGUUUCUCUCGGUGAAUAGUGUCAGUUUGUCGGCAGACGAGCAGCCCUGUCCGUCAGCGUGACAAGCCUGCCUGGAGCUCCGAGCAGAGGCGGGAAUGGAGCGGAGCGAAGGGGGCGACUAUGAGAGCUCCUCGUCCCAACAACAGAACACUAUGUGGAAACAGUUUCAAGCCAAAGCCAAACCGCUGCUCAGCCCCAAGCUGGGCUCCAGGGACCCCGAGGAGAAGAAGGAGCGAGGCGGCUGGAUGUUCAAGAAGAUGAAACGGAAGGAGAACGUCGCUCUGGACCGGGUGAUCUCCUCCUCUCAGCCCGACCUGCUCUUCUCCUCCUCUCAGGUGGAUCCAGAGGCGAAGGAGGCUCAGCUCUGCGGCAAAGCGGCCGGGAGCGGCUCCGGUCUCGGCCGGGAGAGGCUGCUGUCCUCCAAGCACCAGUCCGCCAGCCCGAACAAGCCCACGUUGGCUCACCUGGUGCAGUCCCACCACAAGAGCUCCUCUCUGGGGUCUGCGUGCCUGGAGAGGUUGGCCGAGGCACCGGGCGGCAGCAGCGGCAGCAGCGGUGACGGCGAAGCGGCAACAUCUGCAGCCGCGGCGGGGGCACAGCAGGAGGGCAAGGAUGAGCAGCAGCCGGGAAUGGGUGCUCCAUGCGCCUCGGGGGUCACGCCUGACAGAUCCAUCCACAGCUCGGGGAUGUACAAGCUGGAGAUUGAGCUGAAGAGAGGACACAACCUGGCCGUCCGAGACAGAGGAGGCAGCAGCGAUCCCUAUGUCAAGUUCAAGCUCGCCGGUAAAGAGGUAUUCAGAAGCAAAACCAUCCACAAAAACCUCAACCCGGUGUGGGAUGAGAAAACGACGCUGAUAUUAGAUUGUCUGAGCGAACCUUUGUAUGUGAAGGUGUUCGACUAUGACUUUGGCCUUCAGGAUGACUUCAUGGGUUCUGCUUACCUCUACCUGGAGUCUCUGGAGCAGCAGAGGACGAUACCUGUCACUCUGGUGCUGAAGGACCCUCAGCUCCCUGAUCAGGACCUGGGCUCCCUGGAGCUGUCUGUCACCCUGACACCUAAAGACAGUCCGCUAGAGGAACGACGGGACUCGACGCAGAAUGAUAUUAGGACGUAUCGGUGGAAGCCGUACGUGAAUAAAACAAUGCUGCUCAGGAGGUCCUGGAAACGAUCCACAAAGCAGCAGUCGUUGCGUCUCUCAGAGCUGCAUCGGAAAUCCCAGCUGUGGAGAGGGAUCGUCAGCAUCGCGCUAAUCGAGGGACGGAACCUGAUACCCAUGGACCCAAACGGUCUGAGCGACCCGUACGUCAAGUUCAGACUGGGACCUCAGAAGUACAGAAGCAAGACGGUGCCAAAGACCUUGAGUCCACAGUGGAGGGAACAGUUUGACCUCCAUCUGUAUGAAGAGACGGGAGGAGUGUUGGAGAUCACAGUGUGGGACAGAGACACCGGGAGGAGAGACGACUUCAUUGGACGCUGCCAGUUGGAUCUCUCCACGCUGUCCAAGGAGCAAACUCAUCACCUGGAGCUGCCGCUGGAGGAGUCCCGGGGCUUCGUGGUGCUGCUGGUCACGCUGACGGCCUCGGCUCACGUCUCCAUCGCCGACCUGUCUGUCACGCCGCUGGACGACCCGCAGGAGCGUGCGGAGAUACUCAAACGAUAUCGUGUGAUGAAGUCGCUCUCUAACCUGAAAGACGUUGGCAUCGUGCAGGUGAAGGUGAUGAGAGCAGAAGGACUCAUGGCUGCAGACGUAAACGGUAAGAGCGAUCCGUUCUGCGUGUUGGAGCUGAAUAACGACCGACUACAGACACACACAGUUUACAAGAACCUCAAUCCAGAGUGGAACAAAGUCUUCACCUUUAAUGUGAAAGACAUCCACUCAGUGUUGGAGGUGACCGUGUUUGACGAGGACAGAGACAGGAGCGCCGACUUCCUGGGGAAAGUGGCCAUUCCAUUAUUACAUGUCCGUAACGGCGAGCAGAAGAGCUACGUGUUGAAAAAUAAGGAGCUGACCGGUCCGACCAAAGGAGUCAUCUACCUGGAGAUCGACGUCAUCUACAACACCGUUAAAGCCGCUCUGAGGACCGUCGUCCCCGCAGAGCAGAAAUACAUCGAGGAAGAACCAAAAGUCUCCAAGCAGUUGCUGCAGCAGAACUUUAACCGCGUGAAGAGGUGCAUCAUGGUCCUUAUCAGCUACGGGACGUACAUCAACAGCUGCUUUGAAUGGGAGUCUGCACAGAGGAGCAUCAUCUCCUUUGUGCUGUUCGUGGUGGUCGUGUGGAACUUCGAGCUCUACAUGUUGCCGCUGGGUCUCCUGCUGCUGCUGGUGUGGAACUACUUCUUCUCCUCCUCCAGCAGGGACACAUCUGACAUGUCGAUGGAGGCCAUGUUUGAAUGGGAAGACGAUGAGGAGGAUAAAGAGGACAAGGAGUCGGAGCACAAGGGCUUCAUGGAUAAACUGUACGCCAUCCAGGACGUGUUCAUCAGUGUGCAGAGCGCUCUGGACGAGGUGGCGUCGCACGGAGAGAGGAUAAAGAACACCUUUAACUGGACAGUGCCUUUUCUCAGCUGGUUGGCAAUCACUGCCUUAUGUUCGGCCACAGUUCUGCUCUACCUCAUUCCUCUUCGGUACCUUGUGCUGGCUUGGGGUGUGAAUAAGUUCACCAAGAAGCUUCGGGAUCCGUACAUGAUUGACAACAACGAGCUUCUCGACUUUCUCUCCAGAGUGCCGUCUGAUGUUCAAGUGAUGCAGUAUCGCGAGCUGAAGGUCGACCCCGGACAAAGUCCCAACAAACGCAGGAGGACCAACCCGAGUUAGCUGCUCCUGUAAACACUCCCUCUGUAAACACUGUAAACUAUGUUAUUUAUAUAUUUCUUGUAUAUUUUGAGAAGUUGUAACCGUUGAGUUUUUUUUUUUCGUUUUUUUUUUCUGUUUUGUUACCGUGGAAAGAUUUAUUUUCUAAAUCUCAUAAAGAAAAUCUUCAGCUUUUUUUUUUUUGUUUGUUUGUUUGUUUUUAUUAUUAUUUCCUGUAACAGCACUCGUCACACAGGAUGAACCCAAACAUAUAUAUAAUGAAUGUACACGUGUGUGUUACGGAGUGUGCAUGUAUGAAGCGUGUUACUGUUGCAUGGAGUCGUUGCAUCUCUAACACUAAGCAUUUCUGUGCUGUUUUUGUACUCAAGUGUGUCGAUCGGUGUCCGACGUUGCGUCGACGAUAGAGCCGCAUGUUGUUUUCUGCCACUGUCACGAACCGACCCGCUCAAAUCAAACGGACUCGUAACAUGUUGAAAUCAUGGGCUGCUCCUUCAUGUGGUCAGUGAAAAUAUCAACGACUCAUCAGUUUUUCACUCUAUGACAUUAGUUCUCCUUGAUAUUGUGAUUUUGAGGUUAAAGGGACAUUCCAAAUCUUUUUACGCAGCCGUUCUUGUGCGACUCAGCCUGCGAAAAAUCUUGUAAACGAUCUGGACGGAGUUUCAGAAACUAAGAGAAUAACUGUGAUGAUGUCACAUAGGUCUGUGCUGCAAUUACAAUAAACCAGUUAUUAAAGACAAAUGGACAAAUAAUUGUCCUUUUAACAUAGAAUUUUAUUAUAAAUAUGAACAGAAAAAGGGAACAACAUUAAAUCAACGUUUAUAUUAUUUUACUUUUUUAAAUUUGGGCAUUUUAAAACCUCCAUGAAUAUUUAACGUUUAUGUGGAAAAUCUUGAUAUCUCAUCUCAGCUGCAGUUUCUUUACGUUUGUCCUCGUUCUCACUUCAUCUUGUUUAUUUUCAUUUUCUCUGUGUUUCCUCUAAACAACAUGAGUGUGUCGUGUACAGUCAGACGGUCGGCGUGUGUUUAUUUUAUCUCUUCCGUGCUUUAUAAUAUCUGAAUAUUUAAACACGUGGAAGCUUUUUGUUUUUUGUUUUAUUUCGGGGGUUGCGAUUUUUCCUGCAUGUCUGCGUACGCCGUCUCAUCCGUGUGUGUCAAAAGUGUUUUUAUUGCAUGACAACAUAAAUAAUAUGCAAAGUGCAUUUAUGGAAACUGAAUGUGAAAAAGUUCAUCUAAUGCGUCUGUGGCUUGUGUGUGAUGUCCAGAUCCACCUGAGCUCCAGGUAAAGAGAGACAAAAACCCUGUGUUACAGUUAGAAUAUGCUGUCAUAUGCGGUCAUUUUUUGCACAUUAUCUGUUUUGUUUUUUUUUUGUUUCCCCGUUGCAUCAUGGGUAUUUUCUGCUGGUGAGUAAUACUGCCAUUGUACCGAAGUCAAAUGCAGCACCGACUGUAACGACUGUGUAGCAUUUGUCUGAGAAAAUAUAUUUCUACACAGA